AUGGUUCGCGACCAGAAGCUCCUCAAUCGUAUUCGGACCGAAGUCAAUACCGCCAUGAUACCUGGUGCCACUGAGGAAACGAUGCUCGAUAUUGACAUCACCAAGCUUUCGGCGCUACCACUACUCAAUGCCGUGUACAACGAGUGCCUGCGCCUCCGCUCCAGUAUUCCUAUUUCAAGGAGACUGAGGCAAGAUAUCGAGAUAGACGGGUACACUUUGAAGAAGGACAACUUCAUUCUGGCGCCUAGUUGGUUGUCACACAUUGACGACACCGUUUGGGCUUUUCCCGGUCACCCAGCUAGGGAGUUCUGGGCAGAACGUUUCCUUCAGCCAGAGACUCGGAAGGUGAAGCUGGGCGACUAUUGCCCUUACGGUGGCGGCAGUGUCAUAUGCCCUGGCCGAUUCUUCGCCAAGCAUGAGAUUUUAGCCGCGGUGGCAAUGAUGGUCACCCUGUUUGACCUGGAAUUCGAGCGAUGGUCCCAUUUGGAUGGUUCUCCCGCAGAUAGAGGACUGGGAAUGGAGAAGGCUGAUCGUCUGGCCGUUGCGGCCAUCACCUUUUCGGCUGCUCUUGUCGAGGCCCAAGCAGCACCCAAACGACCAAACAUCCAAGCAACACCUCAUAGCCCGUUCAAAUCCUUCACACCCUCAACAUCACGCGAAGAUGGGAAGACAUGCUUCGUCAAGCCCAGUUGUACCCCCGGACGCGAUGAUGCGCCCAAAAUUCUGGCUGCCUUAGAAGACUGCAAUGACGGCGGAACUGUGGUACUUGACAAAGCCUACACUGUCUGCUCGCGACUAGACCUCCGAUUUUUGAAGAAGAUUGACAUUGCCCUGACGGGCUCAAUCACCUUCUGUGACGACUUGGACGUCUGGACCCCGGACUACCUGUUUCAGUUUCCCUUCCAGGACCAAAGUACUUGGUGGCUUUGGGGCGGGGAGGACGUCAAUCUCUACGGUCUCGGCACGGGCACAAUCGACGGUAACGGUCAGGCUUGGUACGAUGCCCAUGGUGCAGACAGUACUGUCGAGAGACCGCUGCUGUUUGUGACUGAUGGUUGGCAUGGAGGUUCGAUCACGGGGCUCAAGAUCCGAUCAUCUCCUCAGUGGCACUUUUUGAUUGCCAACAGCUCGGACCUUUUGGUCUCUGACAUCGAUGUUUACUCGCGAUCGACGUCACAGUUCGAGGCGAAGAACUUGGAUGGCUGGGAUACGUAUCGAUCUGACAACAUCGUUAUCCAGAAUUCCUACCUGGAUCAUGACGACGAUUGUGUUAGUUUCAAACCAAACAGCACGAACAUCCUGGUCCAAGGCCUCACUUGCAACUCGUCUCACGGAAUCUCCGUUGGCUCCUUGGGCCAGUACCCUGGAGUUUGGGAUGUGGUCGAGAAUCUCUACAUUUACAACAUCUCUAUGAGCAACGCGACCGACAGCGCUCGUCUCAAAGUUUGGCCAGGAGAAGGUGCUGUGACCAAUCCAGGUUGGAUUGGUGGCGGCGGCGCUGGUAUCGUGCGUAACGUCACGUACGAGCGCUUUUUCGUCAACAACAACGAUGCCGCGCUGAAGAUCGACCAGUGCUAUGGCGCCGUGAAUGCAUCAACCUGCCAAGAGAACCCGUCUUUGAUGGUCAUCACUGACGUCGUGUUCAAAGACUUUUUUGGGAAGACUUCGAAAAAGAGUGAUCCUGUUGUUGGGUCGUUGAUUUGCAGCGACCAAGAUAGUUGCGAUAAUAUCCAGGCUUUCAACAUUACAGUUGAGCCCCCAAGCGGAAAGCCGGCUCAGUGGAAGUGUCGCAACAUGGAUGCCGAGCUGUUGGAUCUCAGUGGAGUUGGUUGCGUGGCGGGUUAA
Messenger RNA from Colletotrichum karsti, 1845 nucleotides. RefSeq lists its product as uncharacterized. The coding region runs from base 1 to 1845 and encodes 614 amino acids. The transcript is spliced from 3 exons. Gene Ontology annotation, biological process: carbohydrate metabolic process. Gene Ontology annotation, molecular function: iron ion binding; heme binding; oxidoreductase activity, acting on paired donors, with incorporation or reduction of molecular oxygen. NCBI's taxonomy places the organism in Eukaryota, Fungi, Ascomycota, Sordariomycetes, Glomerellales, Glomerellaceae. The record is from RefSeq and is a predicted model, not a curated record.